ACACAUGAAAGUAAAAAAAAAUAAAAAAAACCCAAGGGUUGGUGAAGUCUGAAGGAGAAGAAGACAAAAGAUGAUGAGGCGUGCUUAACGCUCAUAUCUCUCUUUUAGGUCGAUUUUGUUGGGUUUUGAGAGAGAGAUAUAUAUCGAAAUGGGUGCCUUUGGGAUGCUUUCAAGGAGAACUUUGGGUACGGACUUGCCCGUCAUGACUCAGAUUCGGAAAUUAAUGGCGGAAGUGUCGAACCCUAUGUCUCUCGCUCAGGGAGUUGUGCAUUGGCAGCCUCCUCAGAAGGCCUUAGACAAAGUUAAGGACCUUGUCUGGGAUCCUACUGUUAGUUCUUAUGGACCCGAUGAGGGUCUUCCUGAGCUAAGAAUGGCUCUUCAGACUAAGCUGCGUGAAGAAAACAAGCUAACCAAAUCAGAUGUGAUGGUUACUGCAGGUGCCAAUCAGGCGUUUGUGAAUCUUGUUAUUGCACUAUGUGAUGCCGGUGAUUCUGUUGUCAUGUUUGAGCCAUACUACUUCAAUUCCUACAUGGCCUUUCAGAUGACAGGAGUCACCAACAUUAUUGUUGGUCCUGGCCAGCCAGAUACUCUCUACCCUGACGCAGACUGGUUGGAGAAGACACUCUCUGAGUCUAAACCGACUCCGAAAGUUGUGACUGUUGUGAAUCCUGGUAACCCAAGCGGCACCUAUGUCCCUGAACCUCUUCUUAAGAGGAUUUCACAAAUAUGCAAAGAUGCAGGGUGUUGGCUGAUUGUAGAUAACACUUACGAGUAUUUCAUGUAUGAUGGUUUAAAACAUUGUUGCAUUGAGGGAGACCAUAUUGUUAAUGUCUUCUCCUUCUCAAAAACCUACGGCAUGAUGGGUUGGAGGCUUGGAUACAUAGCUUACUCAGAGAGAUUAGAUGGGUUUGCAACAGAGCUUGUGAAAAUUCAAGACAACAUCCCAAUCUGUGCAGCCAUAAUCUCGCAGCGACUGGGUCUAUACGCAUUAGAGGAAGGUUCUGGGUGGAUAACGGAGCGGGUAAAGGGUCUAGUGAAGAACCGGGAGAUUGUGAAAGAGGCGCUUGAGCCGUUGGGGAAGGAGAACGUCAAGGGAGGAGAAGGAGCGAUUUACCUGUGGGCAAAACUACCGGAGGGACACAGAGAUGAUUUCAAGGUGGUGCGGUGGCUGGCUCACCGCCAUGGUGUGGUGGUGAUCCCGGGGUGUGCAAGUGGGAGCCCAGGGUAUAUCCGGGUAUCCUUUGGAGGGUUGAAGGAGGAAGAAAUGGGAGCUGCGGCGGAGAGGCUGAGGAAAGGAUUAGAGGAGCUGCUUCACCGUGGAAUGGUGGAGUGAGAUGCUCUUAGAAGAUGUGGGUUACUUUGCGUUAAAUGGAAGCUAUCGAUAGUUGUUUCUGAAAAAAAAAAAUAAUAAUAAAAGAGUCUUGUUUGAUGAUUACUCAAUGAUCAAUAGCUGAUAUCUUCUUUACAAUAGUCAUUUGUUACCAAUUGGUUCAUCCUAUUGUUCCUUCACUUUGGUAUUAGUCUGUAUAUACUCUUUACAUAUCCAUUGAAUAUUUUUCUCUUCU
Messenger RNA from Capsella rubella, 1565 nucleotides. Its product is annotated as aromatic aminotransferase ISS1. The coding region runs from base 149 to 1333 and encodes 394 amino acids. Lineage: Eukaryota; Viridiplantae; Streptophyta; Magnoliopsida; Brassicales; Brassicaceae. Gene Ontology annotation, biological process: biosynthetic process. The record is from RefSeq and is a predicted model, not a curated record. The transcript has 9 exons. Gene Ontology annotation, molecular function: catalytic activity; pyridoxal phosphate binding.